AUGCCUUUAGUUGAUCAUAUUGAAAAUGGCCUGGAUACUAUUCGAAUACUCUUGACUACAGACAAUCAUGUCGGGUGCUUCGAAAAUGAUCCCAUAAGAGGCGAUGACGGGUGGAAGACCUUUGAUGAAAUUACCCGGAUAGCUAAAGAACAGGAUGUGGAUAUGUUGGUACAAGGUGGUGAUCUAUUCCAUAUUAACAAACCUACAAAGAAGUCAAUGUAUCAUGUUAUGAAGUCAUUGAGAACCAAUUGCAUGGGCGACAAAGCGUGUCAAUUGGAGCUAUUGAGUGAUCCAUCAACCACAAUGUUCAAUGGUGUUGACGAAGUGAAUUAUGAAGAUCCCAAUUUGAAUAUAGCCAUACCAGUGUUUGCAAUCAGUGGUAACCAUGAUGAUGCAACUGGAGACGGGUUGCUCCUGGCCCUCGAUGUGUUGGCAGUGUCAGGACUUGUCAACUAUUUUGGUAAAGUUAAGGAUUCUGAAUCGAUAACAGUGAAGCCUAUAUUAUUUGAAAAGGGAGAUACAAAAUUAGCGCUAUAUGGGAUGUCAAACGUAAGAGAUGAGAGGCUACACCGGCUCUUUAGAGAUGGUAAAGUCAAAUUUGAGAGACCGGGGGUUAAUACGGACAAGUGGUUUAAUUUCUUUGCCAUUCAUCAGAAUCAUGCCAUGCACACUUUUAAUUCAUGUAUACCCGAAAAUUUUUUACCCCAUUUCCUUGAUUUUGUACUCUGGGGCCACGAACAUGAGUGCGUGCCAUACCCAGUACAUAAUCCGGAAACGUCUUUCGAUGUUCUACAAGCAGGAUCCUCAAUUGCAACAUCCCUAUCGGAGGGAGAGGUGCCCGACAAAAAAGUGUUUAUCAUAAAUAUAAAGGGAAAUGACUAUUCGUUGGAGCCGAUCGAGUUGAAAGCAGUAAGACCAUUCGUGUUGAAAGAAAUUGAACUUCUGAAGACAGAUUUGGUUCCAGGGGCAGCAUCAAAAGCAGAUGUCAUUGCAUUUUUAUCUAAUGAAGUGGAGAACGCAAUCGAGAUUGCGAACAAAUCAUAUUUGCAGGGUCACUCGGAGUUGACUGCAUCCAACCCUGGGAAACAGGACAACAUCACACCAAAUAUUCCGCUACCAUUGAUUCGACUUAGAGUUGAGUACAGUGGGGGCUUCGAAAUUGAAAACGUUCGAAGAUUUUCUAAUCAGUUUGUCGGGAGGAUUGCCAAUGUGAAUGAUGUUGUUCAAUUUUACAAAAAGAAAUCUCCACAACAGCCAGAGAUUUUAAGAAAGAAAACCAAAUUUAGUGAUGAUAUGGUGGAUGAGAGCUUGGGUGAAAAAACCACCACCGAAUUAGCUCUUCAAGAUAUUGUUAGUGAUUUUUUGAAACAGACUCAAUUGACGCUAAUUCCAGAGGCUGGGUUGAACGAAGCUGUUAAAAAGUACGUGGACAAUGACGACAAAUACAGUCUAAAUCAAUAUAUCAAUUCAGAGAUCAAGAAGGAGACGAAGAUGUUGCUCAGUGUUGACAUAGACGAUCAGGAGUUUCAUGGUAUAGAAGACGAAAAGCACUCGAGAACUGCCUUUAAGCAAAUUCUCUUGCAGUUGAAAGAGGGAACGUUUGCGCAGUUAAAUUUAAAAGCUGAAAAUGCUGGCAAAAGUUCAAAAACAAAAGUUAAAGGUGGAGACAAGCCCCUAGCGAAAAGCAAUGAAAUUGUCUUGGACUCCAGUGAUUCUGAAAAUGAAGUACAUGUCGCUCCCUUGUCGGGGUCAUCACGUGGGCGUUCCGUGUCGCAUCCUGAUACUUACGCUGAGGACGAAAAUGAAAUACUUACGAGUGAGGAGGAAUAUGCGCCCCAACCAGUGAAAGCAAGAGCCACAGGAGGGGGAGGAGGCAGACGUAGAAAAGGAAGGGAUAAGAAAUAG
Messenger RNA from Lodderomyces parapsilosis, 1905 nucleotides. It is a transcript of the gene MRE11, whose product is annotated as MRX complex nuclease subunit. The transcript has a single exon. Bases 1 to 1905 code for a protein of 634 amino acids. Gene Ontology annotation, molecular function: DNA endonuclease activity; manganese ion binding; 3'-5'-DNA exonuclease activity. The record is from RefSeq and is a predicted model, not a curated record. Gene Ontology annotation, cellular component: nucleus; Mre11 complex. NCBI's taxonomy places the organism in Eukaryota, Fungi, Ascomycota, Pichiomycetes, Serinales, Debaryomycetaceae. Gene Ontology annotation, biological process: mitochondrial double-strand break repair via homologous recombination; double-strand break repair via nonhomologous end joining; double-strand break repair via homologous recombination.